GAAAACUGAGUUUUAUUCUCUUUUUUUUUUUUUUUUCCAAAUAAAAAUCUUUGAUCCAGACCUUUGCUAUUUGCUAAUUACAUGGGUGUCCUGACCACAAGACCUUUCGCUAAGGUCCAUACGUACCCUUCAGAGGCCGUGCUAGUCAAGUGAGUAGUGACCUGCAUCCCCAGCAGCAGAGAGGUGGGGGUCCAGAUGCACCAUCAGCCACACGGGCUUACGCCAACCUCAGCCACCGGCUUAUGAUUAAUCUAAGUCAGCAAAAUAAGUGGUGAUGCGAUGACCCAGAUCAGAUUCUGCAUGCCACAUGGCGGCCCAUCAACCAAUCGGGCAACUUCUCUGCUAUCCAUCAAGAUAAGCCCAUUAACACAUUAACAGCUUCAGCACUCCAAAUCAAACAGAAACAGCACACCAGAACACACUGCAGGGCAAAAAAAAAAAAAUCUGCUAAUAAGCUAAAAUGGCUUCCGCUGCCUGUGCUUCCUCUGCUGUGGUAGCCGUCUCGAUCUCUUCUCCCAGUUCCCAGAAGAGUGGAUCUGUUCUUGGGGCAACCAAGGCAUCUUUCCUUGGAGGGAGAAAACUGAGAGCGAGGAAGUAUACAGCACCAGCCGGAACACGGUCUCUUUCCGUAUGUGCAGCAGCAGCUGACCCAGACAGGCCUCUCUGGUUCCCAGGCAGCACCCCUCCUCCUUGGCUCGAUGGCAGCCUCCCCGGAGACUUUGGCUUUGAUCCUCUAGGCCUCGGGUCUGAUCCAGAGAGUCUGAGAUGGAACCAACAAGCAGAGCUUGUACACUGCAGAUGGGCUAUGCUAGGUGCUGCAGGUAUUUUCAUCCCAGAGUUCUUAACGAAGAUCGGAAUCCUCAACACCCCCUCAUGGUACACAGCCGGAGAGCAGGAAUACUUCACGGACAAAACCACCCUCUUCAUAGUUGAGCUAUUUUUCAUUGGUUGGGCAGAAGGAAGACGGUGGGCGGACAUCAUCAAGCCUGGGUGUGUAAACACAGACCCCAUAUUCCCCAACAACAAGCUAACUGGGACUGACCUUGGCUACCCAGGUGGCCUCUGGUUUGACCCACUUGGCUGGGGUACUGGUUCUCCCGAGAAGCUCAAGGAGUUGAGGACAAAGGAGAUCAAGAAUGGAAGGUUGGCCAUGCUCGCUGUGAUGGGUGCUUGGUUCCAGGCAAUAUACACAGGCACUGGACCCAUUGACAACCUCUUUGCCCACCUUGCUGAUCCCGGUCAUGCCACCAUUUUUGCAGCUUUCACUUCCAAGUGAUAGAUCAAGGAGAAAGCUAAUUGAAAUUGAUGCCUGGAAGAACAUUGAAUCUUUGCAUAAAGAAGUUGAAGAUUGCUUGUGCAAGAUACUUUUGUAUCAUUAGAACUUGUAUUACCUCUGUUCAUGAUUCCUACAGAAUGAGCGCGCUGUGUACAAAUACUACUUUACUUCUUUCAAGUUGGAUGCCAUAAAAAUAAACUAGUUAGCAAUGAAAA
This is a messenger RNA of Malania oleifera, 1491 nucleotides long. RefSeq names its product chlorophyll a-b binding protein, chloroplastic. Gene Ontology annotation, cellular component: membrane. The record is from RefSeq and is a predicted model, not a curated record. The transcript has 5 exons. Bases 461 to 1276 code for a protein of 271 amino acids. NCBI's taxonomy places the organism in Eukaryota, Viridiplantae, Streptophyta, Magnoliopsida, Santalales, Ximeniaceae. Gene Ontology annotation, biological process: response to light stimulus; photosynthesis, light harvesting in photosystem I.